AUGGAGUACCUUACAAAUAAACUAGAAAUGGUCACAGUCGACGACAAAAAUAUCAGUUCUAUAAUGGAAAGAAAAAACUUAAAAGGGAUAGACGGUUACUGGAAGCAGCCCGAAAUAUUUAUUGGCGUCAAAGACUUCUUCAAGUUUAUCAAACUAGAUGCAGCACAAGAAUUGGAAUCAGGAUUUCUGUUACUCAGGGCAAAACUUGGACCAAUGCUAGCCGGGAAUGGUUAUAUAAAUAAUAUUCGCAAAGCAAGUGCUACACCAAUAACCUCAGCC
Molecule: messenger RNA, 279 nt
Organism: Loa loa (African eye worm)
Lineage: Eukaryota; Metazoa; Nematoda; Chromadorea; Rhabditida; Onchocercidae
Exons: 1
Source: RefSeq, a predicted model, not a curated record